UUUAGCAUUCAUUUAUAACUUCUGCAGAGCACUCUGAUUCAAAAGCAGGCUACUGCCUUUAUCAGGGCAUGGGCAGUGGUGACCUAACACCACAAGCAAAAUGCUGCCUCUAGCUUCAUUUUUUUUCCUAACACUACUGCAGUGCUACAAUGCCCAAAGCAAAACAAGCAUUACACCCGCUGACUGUGAGACCAUCGAAACAGAUGCAGGAGUGGCCCUGGAUUUGGUCAACAGACAUCGCAGAGAAGGCUAUGUUUUUGGUCUGUUCCGUGUUGCUGAUGCACACGAACUACGUACAGGAAAUUCAUCAGUUCUUUUCUUAACUUUGGAUGUGCUGGAAACCGAAUGCCCUGUGUUAUCUGGAAGACAUUGGGAGUCUUGUGAAUACGGUGACGUCUAUUCCAUGGACUUCGGGCAGUGUAAGAUUACCAUGUAUACGAGCCAGCUGUUCAAGAAACCUCACCUACACGGAUUUAAUUGUACACUAAGUCCAGUUCCUCCCAAUUUAAUAGAGUGCAAAGAUUGUCUUGUAAAAGGUGAAGUCUUAGAAGUCACCGAGCAACAUAAAGAUAUGGCUGCAAAGGCCCUGAAAAAAUUCAACAGUGAGAGCAACCACACAAACUACUUCAAUGUCAUCAAAGUUGAAAAGGUUUUAAAGACGACUGACUCCAAUGAAGUUCACAUUUUAGGAUUCUCUAUAAAAGAGACCAACUGCUCCAAAGGUGUGCAACAGACAGAGGAGCCACUGGAAUGUGACUUUGUGGAUAACUGGCAUGCUCACAAGGGAUUCUGCAAGGCACGAAUCGUCAGUGAUUCAGAAGCUCCCGACGGAACAGAUAUAAGCUGUGAACUCUACCAUCCCUGGCACCAUCACCACGGACAAAGAUGCAGACAUUCACGUCCGGGUUGGCCACACAGACAUCCCCACCAUCAUUCUGGUCACAGACAUCGCCACAGGGACAGACGCCCACCACCUUUUCAAUCCAAACCUGAAGACACUGAGCAGAGCCACGGUUUCAACGAAGAACAGGAAGACAGCCAUGAAGAAUCUCCUCCCUACCACGGUAGACGACAUAACCGCCCUCGCCCACCACACCAUGGUCCUCCACCUCCUCCUCAAGAGGACCUAGGUCAUCCCCCUCCUCCCUACGAUGAACAACAUAGUCCUGCUCCUCCCCAAGAUGAAAUAGAUCAGUCCCCUUCUCCUCUUCCUCCCAAUGAUGAACAACAUAGUCCUCCUCUUCCUCCCCAUCAUGGACCCCACUGUCCUCCUCCCCCUCCUCAUGGACCACAUCACCCACAUCCUCCUCACCAUCAUGGACCCCACUGUCCCCCUCCUCCUCAUGGACCACAUCACCCACAUCCUCCUCACCAUCACGGACCACACUGUCCUCCUCCUCCUCCUCCCCCUCCUCAUGGGCCAGAUCACCCACAUCCUCCUCACCAUCAUGGACCACACUGUCCUCCUCCUCCAGGACACCAUCCUCAUCCUCAUCAUCACUACCACAGACAUCACUGCAACAAGACAGGCCCGUCAGGAAAGUACUUCCCAUUCCAGAUAACAGGAGCUAUCUAUCGCAUUCCAGUUCUAAACGCGCAGGAUUCUCUCACAGCUCCCAGUCCAAAAUUUCCUGAGCUAUCCCACCUGAGCCCUCAAUCCCCCAGCACCGAUGAAGGUACUUCCUUCACUGACUCAAGUCAAAAGGAGAUGCCAAAAACUCUAGAUUUUCCAGAUCACCAUUCACAAUUGGAGUCAUGCCCAGGAAAACCCAAACUCGAUCUUCCCCAACUUUUGCCUUUGUUUCCACAUAGCUCCAUAGCACAAACUUCUUCUCCGUGACCCCAGAGAAAGUUCCUGACUUGAGGACUGUAGGGCCAAUGACAGGUGUACAACAAAUUAAAAUAGCAUGUGGUGAAGGGGGAAAAGAAUACACCUUGCAAGGAGGAGACACACUGAAAAUAAUGAUCAUUGCAACCUGCUUCUUGAUCCCAGGUAUCUCAGACUCCCCUGUAACUGAAAGGUUCAAUAGAAUGUGCUUGGGUUCCAACCUCACCUGCAAACGGUGCUCCUUUAGUUCUAACAAAGAAAAUUCCCUAACACUGAAAACUACCAAUCUGCAUUUCCUCUUAGUUCCUAAUUAUAAUGUACUUCUCUGAGGACAUCUGACCACCUACCAUUAAAAAUAAAAAAGAUCCAUGGUACUACAUUCAUUCACGCUUUCUAAGGAUCUAAAGAAAAUAAAAUCAUGUAAGCAUUUUUUUUCUUG
Oxyura jamaicensis (ruddy duck) is the source of this 2267-nucleotide messenger RNA. It is a transcript of the gene HRG, whose product is annotated as histidine rich glycoprotein. The record is from RefSeq and is a predicted model, not a curated record. Gene Ontology annotation, biological process: negative regulation of endopeptidase activity; heme transport; negative regulation of fibrinolysis. Gene Ontology annotation, molecular function: serine-type endopeptidase inhibitor activity; cysteine-type endopeptidase inhibitor activity; zinc ion binding. The coding region runs from base 101 to 1840 and encodes 579 amino acids. Gene Ontology annotation, cellular component: extracellular region; blood microparticle; endolysosome. The transcript has 7 exons. Lineage: Eukaryota; Metazoa; Chordata; Aves; Anseriformes; Anatidae.